ACUUAAUCAGACUUCACGAUGACACUGACACAUUUUUUAGUCAGGUGUGUUCAGCAUGAUAUGAUCCAAAAUGUCUCCUGGCUAUGUGUUACGACGAUGAACAGGUUGAGCAGAAAUGAAUCAGAUACACAGAGAUGGAGGGACGUGUCUCUGCCAGGAGGAGGCGCUUAUCUCACUGUGUGCAGGAGCAACACUGAGGAGCUGAAUCAUGAAAAACUGAACAUGCCCUCGGUUAUCAGGACCCAGAGCGAGUGUCUGUUUUGAUGUAGAGGCCCUGACGUUACCACAUUAUGAAUGACAACAGAGCGGAGCUGGAAAUAGACAUCCAGGAAACAUAAUACAGAGAUGAAAUGCAAUGAUAGAGCACAUUUUCAAAUCAGGUCUGCAAUUUGUCAAAUAAACAAUCUCUACUGAGACACUUGGAGUGCAGCUUGGUGAAUCACACUGACAAUACUGAUAGCUACAGCAUGUCUGGAGUGUUUUAUAGAGGGAGGGUGUGUUCUACUCACCCCACUGACAUGUUUUUUAGCAGAGGGUAGGAUGCAGGUCACAAGAAUGCAUUGUUGAAGUUCAAUUACCAUCAUCUGCAAGUCUGGGGGAAUUUGGGGAAUUUGAGGAGGCAGAACCAAGAUGUGUCCUUUAACUAAAAUGUGCUAUUUCAAGUCUUAUUGGUUCUAAAAUCUUCUCAGCCCUUCUGAGGUGUACUCUCAAAGAGUUUACUUGUAUAUGCUUCAAUAUUUCUAAUACGUAUACACAAAAACAAAGCAUGUAGGAUGGGAUGUGAUCUGAUCACAUCAGGUCACAUAGUACAUUCCAGCAGCACUAAACCUGUAGCACCAGAUCUGUAGAGUGGAAUAAGCAGUAAGCACCUCCCUUCUCCUCUAGGGGGCAUACAGGUUGAAAAACACUGGAUUUACCUCAGUCCAACAGUGACGCUUAGGAGAUAACUCAAUCAGCCUCUAAAAAAAAAGCUCUCCACUCAAAGCUACACUCUGAGAGUAAGGGUGAGAGACACACUGUGCAGGAGUUCAGCUUCGUGUUGUGAGCCAUGGCAGCAUUUUACUGGAUACUUCUGCUGUUAUCAGUGGCUUCUGUGGCAACGCGCAAGUCCCAGCGAAAAAAAAAAAGUUUAAUGGAGCUUGCGAAGGCUGUCGAGUGCACCACAGGAAAAUCUGCUUUGGAUUACACUAUGUACGGAUGCUACUGUGGAAUGGGAGGUCGAGGUGCGCCCAAAGACGAAGCAGACUGGUGUUGCUUCAAACAUGAUUGCUGUUAUGGAGAAGCAGAGAGUCAGGGUUGCCAAACCAAAACAGACCCAUAUCACUGGACGUGUAAGGACCAUACAGCUGAGUGUGAUGAUCUGGAGGAUACAUGUAAAAGGCAGAUAUGCGAAUGUGACCGAGAAGCUGUUGAAUGUUUGAGACAGGCACCUUACAACCCGGCUAAUUGUGUGUGGCCAGAUUUUCUCUGUACUGAUAAACCACCGACCUGUGAAGACAAAUCUCAACAAUAGAUGCAUCCCUGUGGUUUGUGUGCCUUUUGUAAAUGUAACAUGUUACAUAUUAAUGGUUAUGCUAUUGCUGCUUUUUCAGACACUUCUAUUGUUUUCUCUCAUCUUAAAUCAUUACUGGACUCUUUUGAUUGAAUAAGAAAAGAACAUACGGUGUUUGAGGAGUUAAACAUAGUUGUGUUUUUGUAUGAUGUUGUAAUAAUGAUUUAAAGGGAGGAGCCGUAUGUUCAUAUCUAACUCAGGGAACAAUCAGAUAGCCUCUCCUUCCAUCAGAACUUUUCUUUCUUCAAACACUGUGCUGGGGAUCGCCCGUCUGAUAACUCUUAAGUUGACUCCCUGUGCUGCUGUAGGAAUGUGUGUGACUACAUACAGUAUGUCUCAAUCACUGAGUUGAGAAAAUUGAGAGAGUUAACGUGCAGGCUGAGGUUGACCUGUGUUUCUAUUUUAAAGCUGCUGCGACAGCUUUCUUUCAUUUUUUUAUGACUGAUUCAGAUACUUGAGGCUGACAUAGUUGUGGAAACUCACACAUUUAAGUAUCCUUGUAUAGUUUUGACAAAAUCACACCACAGUGACACAUAGUUGUGCUUAAAACAGCUUUUCCAUGAGCAGUGCAGAAAACAUUACAGUCAAAAUAGCUCAAAGAUGACGUCAUAUACCCUCAAUAGUACCCUAAAUAUCACUCCCUGAAUAUUUGAGAACACCUCUCUGUGUGCAUCUUUAGUGUAAAAGUCUUUGUUUAGCUCAGGAUGCUAUCCUCCCACACAAAAAAGGAAAUCAAUGUGUUAGCUGCCAAAAGCAGAUCUGGACCCUGCUGCCGGUGUACUGUAACAGAUCUCUUUUUGUCCUCCUCCUUCUAUUCUGUUCCUUUUUGUGGGUGUUUAUGAAAGCCUUUUGCAGAUAGAAGAGGAAGAAAAAUUGAAACCACACUACAAAAUUGCUGUUUAAUGAACGUGAAUGAAUUGUAUUUUUCCUACAAAUGUUAACUAAUAUUAAAGCAUGAUGAUACAAUGAUUUUAAGCUUUAGGAGUUCCGCAGCAUGCAGGGACAGAAGUGUUAUUAAUCUAAGUCUAUGGGAAGGGGAACUUACCUUUAGCACUCUGUAGCAUUGAAGCCCAGACUGCAUUAAAAUUGGUUUAUUAAAAUAGUGUAAAGUUAGAUUUCUAUUGACCAAUCAAGCAUUACAUUACUCUCUGUUUGAGAUCUUUUACUGCCAUAAAGAUUAUUUUUUUUACAUGGCUUUCAGGAGAAAGUGCUCUUUAAUGU
Notolabrus celidotus (New Zealand spotty) is the source of this 2773-nucleotide messenger RNA. RefSeq names its product phospholipase A2-like. Lineage: Eukaryota; Metazoa; Chordata; Actinopteri; Labriformes; Labridae. Gene Ontology annotation, biological process: arachidonate secretion; phospholipid metabolic process; lipid catabolic process. The transcript is spliced from 4 exons. The record is from RefSeq and is a predicted model, not a curated record. Bases 1049 to 1513 code for a protein of 154 amino acids. Gene Ontology annotation, molecular function: phospholipid binding; calcium ion binding.